CUUCCCUCCCCUCGCAUCGCGCCGCCACCCAUCUAGCCAUCCCGCCCUCCUGCAUCACGCCGCCAUCCACAUCCAUCCCCUGGCCGCUCUCCCCCGUUCCGAGCACUUGACGGCGUCGGCCCGGCCCCCAAAACCCCCGCGGCGGCCACCGCAUCCCUCCAUCGUUCGCCGUUGCCGCCGCCGCACGAUGCACUUGGGGAUCUGCUUCGUGCGACCCCAAGCGGCCCUUCUCCUCCUUGCCCUCCCUCGCCUCCCCGCGCCGCCGCACAUGAAGAAGGCCAAGCUCCCCACCGUCUCCUCCUCCUCCGCCGGUCACACCACUCAUCCCCUCCUCUCUCUCCCCCGCACACCCCAGUGCUCCAUGCAGCAAACCCCAGCGCUCCCCGAUCCAGAUCCCUCCCCUCGCCGCCACCCACCCCUCCCCCGCCAACACCCACCCCUCCCCUCGCUGCCACCCACCUCCGCCACACCUCCCCUCCCCACCUUAGAUCCUCUCCCCACUCCCAGAUCCAACUUGCCACCAGAGAACGAGGAGGUCGCGGCCAGGAUCUUCGAGACGCGGUGGUCGUCGAUGCGGGGUCAUGACGCGGGGCCGACCAUGGAGGCGGUGGUCGUCGACGCGGUGUCCAAGCUGCUAAAGGCCGGCAUCGCGCUGUCCGAGAUCUCCUCUGCUCCCUGGGCUGGUGAUGCCCUCGAAGGUGAAGACGGGCCGAGAUGGCAGGCUGCUUGUUGCCUCGGCCCCGAAGAUGAAGAUGAAGGUGGAGGAGAGCGAGCGUGGGUGAGAUGGCCUCUUGCAGCAUGUCCGACCGCCCCUACUUCCCUGAUGAGCGCAUGCUGCAGCUCCUAGGCAAGGGUACACGAACUCCACUUCUUCCACCAGCCACCCUCCCCUCUGCGCCCAGCUUGUGGAACACCUCCACACCAUCUUCGGAGCCGCCUGCUGGUGAGAUUGGUGUUCAUUGUGGCGCAAUAGACUACACAUGCCAUCG
Messenger RNA from Triticum urartu, 989 nucleotides. RefSeq lists its product as uncharacterized. NCBI's taxonomy places the organism in Eukaryota, Viridiplantae, Streptophyta, Magnoliopsida, Poales, Poaceae. The record is from RefSeq and is a predicted model, not a curated record.